Messenger RNA from Notothenia coriiceps (black rockcod), 869 nucleotides. RefSeq names its product 1-phosphatidylinositol 4,5-bisphosphate phosphodiesterase delta-4-like. Gene Ontology annotation, cellular component: plasma membrane. Gene Ontology annotation, molecular function: phosphatidylinositol-4,5-bisphosphate phospholipase C activity. Lineage: Eukaryota; Metazoa; Chordata; Actinopteri; Perciformes; Nototheniidae. Bases 345 to 869 code for a protein of 174 amino acids. The record is from RefSeq and is a predicted model, not a curated record. The transcript is spliced from 3 exons. Gene Ontology annotation, biological process: intracellular signal transduction; lipid metabolic process.
UUACAAAACCCAUAACCAGACAGACAACACUAAAACCGUGACAUAAACCUAGGAGUGUGACACAAGGUCAUUUUGCUGUUUUGUCACUCUGGUCUUUUUUCUGUAUUAGAUUAAGUUCUGAAAUCAACUCAGUUAUUAAAAAAAAAGACAGAAUAAUAAAGCAAUUGAAGAAGAGGCGAGGAUCUAAUACAGGACAGUGUGUAAACAAACUGCUCUCACCAAUCUGUGCCUGGUGUUCCUUACAGGAGCUGAAAGGUAAGAUUUUGCUGAAAGCCAAGAAAAUAAGCAGUACAGAAGGCAGUCUCGAUGAAACCCUGACAGAUGACAUUAGCGAUGAGGAAGAGAUGACCAACCAUGAAGCUGAGAGCCUUUCUGCAGAGGAACCACCAGCUGGGACUUUGAACCGCGAUGGGAAGAAAUCCAAGGCCAAACUUUCUAAGGAGCUGUCAGACUUGGUGGUUUACUGUAAGAGUGUUCACUUCCACGGCUUUGAGUACGCCCGCUCAUACGGCAAGUGCUCCGAGAUGUCCUCAUUCUCCGAAUCCAAGGCCAAGAGGCUUGCUAAAGACACAGGGACAGAUUUUGUGCAGUACCACACACGGCAGCUGAGCAGGAUUUACCCAGCAGGCCGGAGGACGGACUCCUCCAACUACAACCCGCAGGACAUGUGGAGCGUGGGCUGCCAGAUAGGUGAGGGGGAGCCAUCUCACUUCGAGUACUUUCAGCAAGGACCUUUACAGAACAAGCAUCAGGAAGGAGUCCCUUGCCCAGCGAGCCCCACACCGACUGAUCUCAAAGAAGGGUGCCCAAUUUCGGGACGGUCCGUCUCCCGCAACCCUCCCGUACUGCUGACGUACACGAGAGUAUAG